AAAAGAGUGAUAGAGUUAUAUCAAGAGAAUGUAUUUUCAAGGAUAUUUACAAUUUUUGGCCUAAGAUUGGUGUUUGGUUUGGGAACAUGUCUGUGUUUUAGUUGUACACCAUCCUCCUAUCGUUUCUCGCACAACACACGUGGUCCGGGUGAAACCAAGACAGCGUGUAACUCCCCUUCCCCCCUCUUCCUCCUCCUCGUCCUCCACGCUUCUUUGCCUUCACUCCUAUUUUGCAUGCCUUCCUUCUCUGCAGGAUUUGGAAAACGAGAAGAUCACCAUGAAAAUUGAGCACUAAGAAGCCAUGCUCCGCCUCCUCAGAAGAUCCUCGCUAUCUCCAUGGAUCUCAUUAACUCGCCAUCAAUUGAAGCUCCAAGCCCGAAGAAACUCCUCAAAUUCUCCUGUGAACCCUUCCCUCGCAAACCUCCAAACCGGACCAGAACCCCCAAAUCCUCCACCUUCUGUGGUCCUUCACGACCCGAACCAUCUCUCUCCAAUCCCUUCCCCUCCUCCCAAAAAACUCGUCUUCUUCGCUACCUCUGCAACGGUGAUCUCUGCAACCGCCUUGGCUGCCUUUUUCCUCUCUAGCGAAGAUCAAAACCCUAAAAUCCUUUUCCAUAAGGUUUCAGAAGCUGCCUCUUAUUUUUCUGAUCGUCUGUGGAAAACAGGCGCCGCUGCUUCAGUUCUCUGGAAAUCCCUGAGGUCCGUUAUGUCCUCUGCAAAUCAGGGAGUGAGAUUAGGGUUUGAAUUGAGAGUUGCCUCUUUGUUGGCUGAUAUUGCAGCUGCGAAUGAAGGGAGGAGAGCAGCCAUUGUUGGAGCAGGGAAAGGAGCAGUGGUGGAUUGGCUUUUGGAGAGUGCUUCUGGCUCUCAAUCUUCAACUAAGUUAACACAGGCUGAGGCUGCAAGGGCUUUAUCAUAUUUGAUAUCGGAUGGCAACGUUUGCGAGGCUGUUAUGGCGAGGCCACAUGCUAUCCCUUGUCUCCUUCGAUUCAUCUUUUCGUCUCAACUCAAGCAUGCGAAAAUGCAGCAAAUAAAGCAGACUUCUUUUGAUAAUGCUGAUAUUCUGAGAGGAAGGAGCAUGCUUGUAGCUGCCAUUAUGGACAUUGUGACUUCAGACUGUGAUAGUGGAGAAAAAGUAUCCUUUCAUCCACCCCUUUCGAAAACUGCAGAUAUGAGAGAUAUUGGUGCCGCCCUUCAAGUUGUUGAGGAAGGUGGAAUGCGAUUGGAUGAGACACAUGAUGAUGAUGGAGACAAAGGAAUGCGUGGUAUCGGGAUCAAAAUUCUUGGGGGCACAACUGUAGUAGGUGUGUUGAGAACAGCAAACCUUUUGGAACCAGAAUUAUCUGACAUCGACCACUUCAAAAAAUUUCGAGAUUCUUCUCAAACUCCCCAUCUGCGAAAGAACUUCUCUGAUUCACCUGAGGAAGGGGAUUUAUCUUCUCUUUCUGGUAAAGCAUUGUGUCAUCUGGGGUUUUCGACAAGGCGUGUUGAGUAUCCUGGCCUAUGGGAUGAUUUGCAAAGUCGACAUGUUGCUGUCCCAUUUGCUGCAUGGGCCCUUGCCAAUUGGGCUUCGGCCUCAGAUAUUAACCGGUCUCAUAUUCAAGAACUUGACAGAGAUGGCAAUGCAAUUAUGACUGCAUUGAAGGCACCUGAGAGAACUGUGCGAUGGCAUGGUAGUUUGGUCGCUCGAUUACUUUUAGAGGACUCGAAUUUGCCUUUGGUUGAUUCUGUUCCAGAAUGGAGUUCCUGUUUUCUUUCUACAGCUUCUCAGGCUACUAAAUCGCAGGACAUUCCACUGGCUCAGAUGGCUCUCUCUGCAUUUCUAAUUUCCAUUGACAGAAGUAGCAAAGCAAAAGAAGUGGUGAUGGAGAAAGGUCUUAAUUUGAUGAGGGAUAUUGCAAAGCAAACUGCAAAAAAUAAGAAUUUGCGGGAAAAACUGGCAAGGGCCUUGGAGCUGCUAAAUACAGGUGAUAUGCACAUGUCGCUUGAGGAGGGUCAGAAAUGGUCUGGCAUUCUUUUGCCUUGGGUUUUGGGAAAAGAGUUGUCAGAUGGUGCACGGCUUUCAGUGACAAAAAUCCUUUCGUGCAUUCUUGAAGACUAUGGGCCAGCUUCAAUAGUAAUUUCUCAAGCAUGGUUAACCUUGUUGCUAAGUGAGGUUUUAGGUAUGAGCAAGGCAUCAUUCACCAAAGGGAUCCCUUCCCGAAAGGGUGGAGAAGUAAAGGCACAAAUUGAUCAGUCAAAUGCUCAGGCGGGUGCACUGAUUGCCAAUCAGUUAGUUAGUGCUGUAAUUUAUCUAUCUGGAAGACAGUUGAGAGCCCCAAUUGACAAUGUAGAUGGACCCCUUGCAGAUCUUCUCUCGCUGGAGCCAUUUUCUGAGUCUUUGAAAGGUAAGAAUAAAGACAAUCUACCCAAGCUUGAUGCUGCCAAUAUAGCCUUGGCGACACUUAAGGGAAUUAAGGGCUUGACAGAACUUUGUUCUGAGGAUACUAUGUGCCAGAAUAAAUUGGCAGAUUCUGGGGUCUUAUGUUUGCUUAGACGAUUCCUCUUAUGCGAUGACUAUGAGCACUUGGCUGCAAUUGAGGCUUAUGAUGCAUCAAGGGACCUAGAAAAGCAAGACAGGGGUUCAAAUAUGACUGGUGAAAGAUCUGUUUUAGAUGCUAAUGAUCCUUCAAGCAUACGCAUUCCUGCAACUGCACACAUUCGAAGGCAUGCUGCUCGUUUGCUGACUGUACUUUCUCUUCUUCCCAAGGUUCAGAAAUGCAUUUUAAAGGAUGAAGCUUGGUGCAAAUGGCUUGAUGACUGUGCUAAUGGGAAGGUUUCUGGUUGCAACGAUCUAAAAAUUCAAAGCUAUGCUCGGGCAACAUUGUUGAAUAUUUCUUGCUCUAAAAAGAUUGAUGAAAACUCAGGGUCUGAUAGUGGAUGUAAUUCAGGGGUAGAAGACCCAAUGUGUCCUCAGUUCGAUGACAAGAUAUUCUUUAUAAAUCCUGAAAUUCCACCCUCGAACUGCUUUGACAAUGAAAACUCAAGUAGGGAGAGCUCAUCAGCUACAAGCAGAGAGUUUCCAGUACUUGAUAAAGACAAUGACUGUGAAUACAAUAUGUUUGUCGAAAAUUCAAAUAAUGUUUAUUGUGCUGACAAAAAUUCUCAAGCAGCGGCACCUUUAGUUGAUGUUGUUUUUGUUCAUGGAUUACGUGGUGGACCUUUCAAGACAUGGCGUAUAGCUGAUGACAAGUCGUCAACAACUAGCAAAUCUGGCUUGAUAGAGAAUAUUGAUCAGGAAGCAGGGAAACAAGGAACGUGUUGGCCAAGAGAAUGGCUUGCAACUGAUCUCCCUAAUGCCCGUUUAUUUACUAUAAAAUACAAGACAAAUCUAACUCAGUGGUCUGGAGCUAGCCUUCCCCUUCAGGAAGUCAGCUCAGUUUUGCUCAAGAAGUUAGUAUCAGCAGGUAUUGGAGAGCGACCUGUCGUAUUUGUAACUCACAGUAUGGGAGGCUUGGUCGUUAAGCAGUUGCUAUAUCAAGCAAGAAAGGAGAACAUAGUAAAGCUUGUUAAUAACACCUUGGGAGUUGUGUUCUACAGUUGCCCACAUUUUGGCAGCAAGCUGGCAGACAUGCCUUGGCGUAUGGGUCUAGUGCUUCGCCCUGCUCCUUCGAUAACAGAGCUAAGAAGUGGAUCUCCAUGGUUAGUAGAGCUUAAUGACUUCGUACGUCAGCUUCAAAAUAAAGGGUCUCUCCAAGUUCUAAGUUUUAGUGAGACCCAAGUAACUCCGAUAGUUGAAGGUUAUGGAGGAUGGGCAUUGCGAAUGGAAAUUGUGCCAAUUGAAUCAGCAUAUCCUGGAUUUGGUGAACUUGUUGUUUUGGAAGCAACUGAUCACAUCAAUUCGUGCAAACCGGUUAACCGUUCGGAUCCGUCAUACAAAGAGACCUUAGAUUUCCUACAGAAACUGAGGGAUAAAGCAAAGAGUUCGUGAAACAAAUAGUGUGUUGUGUAAUUUAUAAUUUUCUUCACAGCAAUAUGUAGCAUCAUCAAUUAUAUAAAUCUUUGGAUAAUAAAGGUGCCAUUGCACCCUUGAGUUGAG
Messenger RNA from Amborella trichopoda, 4075 nucleotides. Its product is annotated as alpha/beta-Hydrolases superfamily protein. NCBI's taxonomy places the organism in Eukaryota, Viridiplantae, Streptophyta, Magnoliopsida, Amborellales, Amborellaceae. The record is from RefSeq and is a predicted model, not a curated record.